Paramormyrops kingsleyae is the source of this 1724-nucleotide messenger RNA. Its product is annotated as putative N-acetyltransferase 8B. Gene Ontology annotation, molecular function: N-acetyltransferase activity. The record is from RefSeq and is a predicted model, not a curated record. Lineage: Eukaryota; Metazoa; Chordata; Actinopteri; Osteoglossiformes; Mormyridae.
GAAUCUCUUCUCAUCCACGGACCCGGUGGAGACGGCGUACUCCAACAAUACAGAUAAAAUCAAAUAGAUUUCGCCAAAUGUUGUUUGAACAGACAUGCAGAGAACGGCCUGUUAUUUCCGGUUACGUAAACGCGGUGUCCCUAUACCGUAAAAUGUACGCAUGCGUGGUACAAAUCGGGCAGGAAUUGGUUGCGUUUCCUAGUGCGGAAUCACGCGCAUGUGCAGAACAGAUCGUGCUUUCGGGUAUGGAAUCUAUGGAUCGUGAACUGACCGGACGCACUAUGGCUUCCCCUGGCGAUACGUACAGAUCACACGACCAGUAGCAUAUUUCAGGCGUUGGGAAUUUUUUUUGAAGUUAAGGGAAGUUUUGCGUUGCUUCUUCGACGCAUAAGCAGAGUUCCUGUGAAAGAAUAAAUGGCCCAAUACAAAAUCCGCAUAUAUCGGGAUGAGGACUUUGAGACAGUGAGGGAAGUUUAUGCCACUGGGUUUGCAGAGCAUCUCCAUGCCGUGUACCUUCAGGUUCUUAAACAGCUCUGGGUUCAGCUUACCUUGGCAAGCAUCUUCAUUGCCUUGCUUGCCUCCUCUGGGUCACUCCUGUUAUCCAUCCUGGGUGUAACUCUUGUACUCCUGGCUUCCCGAGAAGGGGUACGAUUCUUGUUUGGCCAAGGAAUCCAACUGGGUCUCAAUGAAGACCUCCAGGACAUCAGGAAGUCGUACAUGCAAGGAGACAGGUCCUGCUUUUGGGUGGCGGAACUGCAGGGGGUCAUUGGAGGCACAGUGGGCAUACUCUCAGCUAAAGAUGAGCCUGGAUGCUGGGAGCUAAAGCGAAUCUCUGUGAGGAAAGAAUUCAGAGGACAGGGAAUGGCCAAAGCACUGUGUAAGACAGCUCUUGAUUUUGUGAUUAACCAAGGGGUUGAAGAUGUGGUGCUGUAUACCUCCAUGGUCCAAACAGAUGCUCACCAACUCUACAGGAGUGUUGGCUUCCGGAUGGUGGAGACCUUUGUCUGGCCAUCACUCCCAGCCAAACUUAUCAACUUCAUGGUGUUGAAAUACAGGUAUAGAGUGCUGGCUUAGAGAAGAUUCAGAAGAUGCAGUUUAUUGAGGACCAUCACAGACAUAAUCAAGAUAUGUAACAGUAUUAUAAUCUCAAGACCUUUAAAAAUAUAUACGUACUGUCCAUAAAAUUUUAAGCAGCAUUUCAUGGGAAUUUCUCCCACUUGAUUCUUGUAUUUUCCGUUUACCCAAUGGUGUUUUUUUCCUUUUGACAAUCUUAACCUUUUUAAUUCUUAUCACAAUUUUUACUAUUAUAUGUUACUCACUGAUCUCUUGAUUCAGCUGUUAAGAAUGCUUGCACUUGCAUCAGUUCAAAAACAUGCUCUUUAUAUACAUUAAAGUGUUAGGUUACCUUGUAAAUGCAACGAAUUUGUGAUAUGCUUUGCAUUGUAAAAAGAUGCAAGCAUAAAAGGUUUUUUUCCACUGCAAAAUUCUUACCUAUGGAAUCCGUAAUUUAUGGGGUUUUUUUUUUCAUUCAUUAUAUACAUAAUCACCAUAUCAUUGUGAUAUAUUAUCAGCUGGAGGUCAGGAUGUGCUGUUUUGGAAGGAAGGUGUGCAUGUUGUCUGAACAUAGUCUUGUAUUUCUGUAUUUUGUGAUAUUGUAAUACAAACAAUCCUUCAUAUUUUGUUACAUGUCAAGUGUUACGUUACAUAAAUGAUUCAGUUACAUA